This is a messenger RNA of Cladocopium goreaui, 339 nucleotides long. The record is from the annotation of a GenBank genome assembly. NCBI's taxonomy places the organism in Eukaryota, Dinophyceae, Suessiales, Symbiodiniaceae.
GUGGUGAUUGGCAUUGAAUUGGACCUCACCCGUUCGAGUCAAAUUGAGGAGCGCUCCUACUGGUUCGCAAUCGAAGCACUUUUUGCACUCUUCUUUUUCGUCGAAGCCAUUCUUCGGAUACAUCAGCUUGGCUAUGACUACUUUCUUGACUCUUGGAAUGUCUACGACUAUACACUGGUUGUUCUUAGCGGAGCUGAUAUCGUUGUUUCUGUGACACUUCCAGAGUCCGGCGGCCUGGGUAUUGCCAAGUCCCUUCGCAUUCUGCGGCUUCUGCGCAUUUAUCGCAGCAUCAAGGGGCUGAAAGCAUUGUCAGGCAAGGACCUCUUGAGUGGAUGCUAG